This is a messenger RNA of Exaiptasia diaphana, 1389 nucleotides long. RefSeq names its product Golgi-associated plant pathogenesis-related protein 1. NCBI's taxonomy places the organism in Eukaryota, Metazoa, Cnidaria, Anthozoa, Actiniaria, Aiptasiidae. The coding region runs from base 154 to 786 and encodes 210 amino acids. The transcript is spliced from 4 exons. The record is from RefSeq and is a predicted model, not a curated record.
GAAACGGAUAUGUGUGAAAAUCAAUGUAAUGACACAAGAAUGACUUUUUUUGAUUGGGUUGAUUGCUAUCACAAAGCUAGUGUUAAUGUACAUUGACAGGGACGAGUAAUGGCUAUUUAACAAAACAAGGUCAAAAGCUGUUUAGUGUUCGACAUGCGUGGUUUUCUCAUAGUAUUGGGUGCGAUUGUCACUGGCGUUAACUCUCAGAUGAAUGACUUUGACGCUGAUUGUUUGAGUUCCCAUAAYGAAUACAGGGCACAACAUGGAAGCCCACCCCUGGUUUGGUCCCACGCCCUCGCUGCUGUAGCUCAGGAAUGGGCCAAUUCCUUGGCGAAUAGAAACGUAUUUGAACACGAUUUGAAUUAUUUAGAUCAAGCUAAACAAGGCGAAAACUUGGCUUUUACGUUGUUUAACACAACCAAAUGUAUGAACGCUGGACAGUUAAAUUGUAUCAAGUGUUCACGCAUAAUCAAAGACUGGUAUAGUCAGAUCAAGGACUAUGAUUUCAUAAACGGUCGAAGCAGAGAGGGACCAACGAAUAUUUUUACGCAGAUCGUUUGGAAGUCGACGAGAGAGAUUGGCGUAGGAGCAGCAAACAGYCAAAAGUAUGGUCUUAUUGUCGUGGCUCGGUACUUUCCACGUGGGAACGUUGGAUGGCUAGACAACUAUAUUUACAAUGUCCCUCUUCCAAUUUACAAUGGUAUCACCCCCARCUAUCCUCCUUACAACGUUCCCCCUCCAGUCCCAGCGCCUGUUACCAUCGAUAGAACACCAAAGAUAACAUAGGUCUAUUGUUUGAUCAGUAUAAAUUCCGGUGCUUUGCACUAGCGACAAGAGAAUGUUAUAUUGGAUAACGCGUUCAAUGUGGGUUCAUUUGAGCUGCGACUUUUCCAMAGACAACUAUAUCUCAAUUCGACAACCUGMCGAUAAAUUACGCAGGUAUACAAUCAGUUGUGAAAAAUGAAAUAGUUUUUCUAUAAUAGAGGUAGAUUGAGCUUCAUGAGUCGCAUCUUAGUUAGAGUCAUUUUCAUCCGUCUAUGAAAUAGGAAUUGUGUACUAUAAGCACUAGAGUCAUUUGCUUCCGUCUGUGAAACAAUUACUACUAGUCASUGUUUAAUAGUAACUAUUAGGGUGUAGUAGGCUACCAAAAGGSAAAAUCAAAACCGUACGUGUUCGCCUAGUUACUUUGUCGCAUGUAAUAAGUAAAACUAUUGGGAGCUAAUAAAAGUAUUAAAUAGUAAAAUUCCUAUUUCACAGACGGAUGAAAAUGACUCUACUAUUUGUAUAGAGAUUGUCAUAGAAUACACUCUAAUCAAUGAAGUAUAAAAUUCUAAUAAUAAACAUUUUUUUUAUUCUGAAUAUUUUGAAUAAAAUGUCAAUUGACAAGUG